GUGGGCCUAGCAACUCCCCAUCUCCCCCGCCGAUAGUUAUAUUCCACGCGACCGUCGUCCUUCCGUCUUCUGCCAUCCGGUUGCUGUACACCUCUCGCGCUCCCCAUUUGCCAACACCCCCACCCUGCGCUAUUCCAUCGCCUUCUCCCAUAAUGCCGAAAGCGUCAUCCAGCUCCUCCUCUCGUCCAUCACUGCGCAGGAACCAGGCCUGUCUCUCCUGCCGCAAACGAAAGCUGAAAUGUGAUGCAGCACGCCCCCACUGUGGGACCUGCGUCAAGCAAUGGCAGGCCGUUGUCAGCGUCCCUCCCCCUCCUGGUUAUGCGCAUCCCACCGAGCCGCAAUGUUCGUACGAUCCCGUCGAGGGUUUGCCCCUCGCUCCAGAUGUAGACCCCUUGGACAAGAUAAGAGAUCUGGAGGAGCAAAUAUCCCACUUGCGCAAAAAAUUGAAGGGAAGCAGAAGGAGCUCUUCGCCCUCGCGCUCCGCCUCCCCUAAUCUCCUCUCCCCCCCAAUGAACCACCCACGAACGUUCUCCACUUCGUCUUCACCGCCUAUGAAGUUUUCACCGCCUGGUCCUUACUCCCCGGACUUCGAUCGUAAUGCGAAUGGGACUCACACGACCGCGGGUAUCGCAUUGCCCCAGGCAUCAUUAGAUCUGAGCGGAAUGUCCACGAAGCGCACAGCACACAGUGAAAGCCCAGAGCUUCGUGCUCAUGCCGUCUUUCCGGGCAGACGUGCAGAGGAGAUGCACAGCCUUCUCUAUCUAGGGUGGAACCCUGAUCUGCCAGAGCCGUCUGUCCUUGAGCACUACGUCGAGGUUUUCUUCAGAUGCGACCCUUGUGGCUCCCGCGUACUACACCGUCCAUCAUUCAUGACCUCGCUCCGGCUUCCGCCUACGAGCCCAGAUUUCCCACACCCUGCCAUUCUGCAUGCUAUAUGCGCCUCGGCUUCGCGAUGGGCAUCGCAAAGCUUCAUGACCUUGCCGGACGGUGCCCGGCGGGAUCGAUUUGCAGAAUAUCACGCGAACAAGACGCGGCAGUACAUUGACCGCACGAUGGCAAGUGGCGAUGACAUUUUUUCCGUUAUGCAGGCUUGCGGCCUGCUUUCGUGGUAUUUUUACGCCGAGGGGCGGUGGGUCGAAGUGUGGAUAUUCGCAGGCUUCCAAACGCGCGUCGCCGUGCCGCUUCGGCUCAACUAUCCCAAUACGUACGCCUCGCAUAACAGUGGAUCACCAGGGGCGUACCUUCCCCCGCCGAAGGACCAGCAAGAUCUUGAAUUGCGCCGUCGAACGUGGUGGAUGACCGUCCUGUUCGAUCGUAUCGUAUCCGUCGGAGGAUGGGUCCAUGGCGUGGACGAGCGCGAUAUCGGCACUGAGUUGCCCCUACGCGGUAUCGACUUCGAAACGAAUCAAAUCAUGCCUGACAACCCUCAGGAUCUGACGACGCUGAAUGUGUUUACGGAGCAUCCGUCGCAAUACACCGACUCGUUCAUACUGCUUAUCAAGGCGAUGAUGCUGUUCGGCCGAGUCACCGACUUUGGCGUGCGAGCGAACUUGCGCGCGACAGCGCUGCACCCCGAGGCUCAGAAUCCUUUCCGCCUCCCUGGAUUCGAGGAGCUGGAUAGGCUGACCUCCGUCGACUUUCUGGCGCACAUCCCGCAGAGGUACAAGAACAGCCUUGGCGACCAGGACACGCUGUACGGUGGAGGAGGCCUGGACACGGACCUGUACAUGGUCCACCUCGUGCCUCACGCAGCUACGAUCACACUGCAUAAUCCAUAUAUCGACUUUGGGGACUCGCAGUGCGUGUCGACGGCGCGCUGCAUAUCCGCAGCGCGCGCGAUCCUGACACAGCACUACGCGCUUACCGCGACGUCGUUUGACAUCACGCGACUGCACCCAUUCGCCACGAUAUGCUGGUACUUGGCUGCCGUCGUGCAAGUGCAGAUUUGCAAACACUUCAUCGAGAUCGGCGCUACGGAUCGGGAGUACGCGGUUUGGGGGGAGAUCAACGUGCUGAGGUUCGCCAUGACGGAAUACGGCAAGCGUUCGCCCAUAGGGACUCGGCAAGAAAAGCUCCUGCAGGGCCUGAUGACCGAAAUUGUGCGCAUGACGACGCAGCAGCAGCCGCUCGAGGUCGGCAUCCCGCUGUACCCCUUCUCUCACGCGGGCGUCUUCAACAAGGCGGCGAGCGGCAGAGACGACGAGGUGAUGCAGUCGCACGUCGCUCCGCUGCCUGUGAGCCCGUCGUAUGAUGACGAGCUGUCGCCGGUGGCGUCUCAUGGCCCACUGCCGCCUAUACCCCCGACGAUGAUCGUCUCGCCCUCCGAGGGCAGCCCGUGGGUGCUGAACGAUGUGUCCCAGCGACCAUAUACGCAGUGAAGUCUUUUUUUUCUUCUUCCUUUUCCUUCCCUUUCUCUCUCUAUCGGUCGUUAUGAAUGGAACACUCCGUAUGUACGCGUACGACACCUAUGCUUGUUUUCGUUGCCUAAAUUCGCGCCAGAAGUUCUUGUAGCCAUUGUACCUCGUAGAUUCGAUCGCACCCGGAUAAUUCCUUUCGUUCUUCUGAUGCUCCCGUAUAUAUCUUCUACAUACGCGAGCUGGUGAUUGUUGUCUCCAUGUUUUUUUCUGCUGCUAUUUGUACGUUACACAGAUGGAAUACGUGAAUAGAGAAGGGGUAUGGACUGUGUUUAACC
This is a messenger RNA of Heterobasidion irregulare TC 32-1, 2692 nucleotides long. RefSeq lists its product as uncharacterized. The transcript has 13 exons. Gene Ontology annotation, cellular component: nucleus. NCBI's taxonomy places the organism in Eukaryota, Fungi, Basidiomycota, Agaricomycetes, Russulales, Bondarzewiaceae. The record is from RefSeq and is a predicted model, not a curated record. Gene Ontology annotation, molecular function: DNA-binding transcription factor activity, RNA polymerase II-specific; DNA binding; zinc ion binding. The coding region runs from base 153 to 2378 and encodes 741 amino acids. Gene Ontology annotation, biological process: DNA-templated transcription; regulation of DNA-templated transcription.